Molecule: messenger RNA, 1035 nt
Organism: Scatophagus argus
Lineage: Eukaryota; Metazoa; Chordata; Actinopteri; Scatophagidae
Gene: wfdc2
Product: WAP four-disulfide core domain 2
Exons: 4
Coding region: 62-577 (171 amino acids)
Biological process (GO): antibacterial humoral response; innate immune response
Cellular component (GO): extracellular region
Molecular function (GO): peptidase inhibitor activity
Source: RefSeq, a predicted model, not a curated record
CAGGUUGUGUACUGGUAUAUUUGUCCAAACAGGAGUACAUUCUUGUGUACAAGAUUUUAACAUGGAGAAACACUGGUCCACAGUUUGUGCACUGAUAACACUCGGUGCAUUUGUGCACUUUAACAUUGCUCUUGCUGCAGAAGCUGACGGCAAUUUAACAGUGAUUCUUCCAAAACCAGGCCACUGCCCACGUCUCCUUAAUGUUGUCCCAUCACAUAAGGGCUGUGUGUGUGAUGAAGACUGUCCUGCAGACCACAAAUGCUGUGUCUUUGACUGUGGAGCUGUCUGUGUCCCCCCUGCUUUCACCAAGCCAGGCGUGUGUCCUCGUAGGCGCUGGGGUGCAGGGUUGUGUGCGGAAUUUUGCUCUAAUGACAGCGACUGCCCCAAUGAGGAGAAAUGCUGCCACAAUGGAUGUGGACAUGAGUGCAUUGCACCAUACAAAGUGAAGCGGGGCCGCUGUGCUCUGCCCCAGGGAACACCCAUGUGUGCUGAGUACUGCUAUCAUGACGGUCAGUGUCCAGGAGAGCAGAAGUGCUGCAAGACAACCUGUGGACAUGCCUGCAGCGAGCCCUGCUGAUUGGACAGCCACAUCAGCUACAUGUACGCACUUGUUGUUGGUGUCAACAACAGAGUGAAGACAAAACGCAUCAUGUUCACUUCUUCUGCCCUUUCAACUCAGUAGUGGCACACAUCGGUCCAACAUUUGAGCACCGGUUUGAACAAAGUCAGAUUCUUUGACGGAGAAAGUAAAUCACUCUGCUUAGUAAGUAGUUAAGCCAUUUCGUGUGUGCGUAUGUGUGUAUACUUUAAGUACCUACAAAAAUCAGUUCUCGAAAGACCUGCAGUGUUUGUGUUUGAACUUGAUGAGUUUACUUAUGUAAUCAAGUAUUUCAUAUUAGUAAUAAUGUAUAUUCUAUUAUAAAUUAAUGAAAAUGUAGUGUACCUACAUAUCUGUUGCUAGUAGACUUUAAAGGUAUGAAACAAAUUAUAUUUCUCUGUAUUUCAACCAAUAAACAAGUUUGAGGAACCCAGAAA